GUCGUCGCCUUUCCCUUCCUCGCCCGGCGCCCUGUUCGGUCGCCGCUGCCCAAGGCGCCUGAGAACCGGCUCCAACCUUCAGGGCCUUCAGUCUCCUGAGAUGCUGCUCCUUCUUUGCUGCCCGCCCCUUCCUUCCCGGCAGGGACGACUUCCACCGCCCGCUGAGCGCCCACUGCCCGUGGGCCUUCCCGAGGUCUCGCCUCACAGCCAAGCCGUGAGGCCCGCUCCUUUCCUGGUAUCCGGCUGCCGCCCUGCCCUGCCCUGCCUGAUGGCUCCCCUGAACUUUGUUUUCUCUUCCCUGAGGUUGAUCUUGGCUGGGCGCCGCCAAGGGCUUCCCAACCUUUCUUUCUCCGCUGCUCUGAAAUGAGCAUCCUUCUCUCCGCCCCGGCCCCAAACGCAAGACGUGAAAUCUGUUGAAGACAAAUUUGAAAUUCGAGGGGAGCCAACACUUUAUUAGCUUUUGUUUUCUCUUCUUUUGUUGCUGUUACUACUGCUCUUCUGUUCUGAGAUUUAGCACCAGAUACCCAGAGAAACACAAGGAGUUCAUUCAGAAGUGAUAAUCAAGCGGUUGAUGAGUCACAUUUCGAAGGAUCCACUGAACCCUCUUCAGCAGCAGCCCAUGUGGCUCAUGACAGUGAAAAGUCACAUGUCAGAGUGAUGUGAAAUCAGUGGGAUAUGAGCCUCUUCCUCCAACAAUAGGACGAAAUAUUUUUGGGCGGCAAGUUUGUCAGCUUCCAGGUCUCUUUUGUUAUGCUCAGCACAUUGCAAGCAUCGAUGGGAAGCGUGGGUUGUUCACAGGCUUAACUCCAAGACUGUGUUCAGGGGUCCUUGGAACUGUGGUCCAUGGUAAAGUUUUACAGAGUUUCUGCUGAGAAAUCAGCUGUUAACCUUAUGGGAGUUCCUUUGUAUGUUAUUUGUCAUGUUUCCUCAUUCUGUGAGGCCACCAUCACCCUGAUACCAAAACCAGACAAAGAAACUACAAAAAAAGAAAAUUACAGACCAAUAUCACUGAUGAAUACAGAUGCAAAAAUCCUCAACAAAAACUAGCAAACAGAAUCCAACAACACAUUAAAAGGAUCAUACACCAUAAUCAAGUGGGAUUUAUCCCAGGGAUGCAAGGAUUCUUCAAUAUACGCAAAUCAAGCAAUGUGAUACACCAUAUUAACAAACUGAAGAAUAAAAACCAUAUGAUCAUCUCAAUAGAUGGAGAAAAAGCUUUUGACAAAAUUCAACACCCAUUUAUGAUAAAACCUCUCCAGAAAGUGGGCAUAGAGGGAACCUACCUCAACAUAAUAAAGGCCAUAUACAACAAACCCAUAGCAAACAUCAUUCUCAAUGGUGAAAAACUGAAAGCAUUUCCUCUAAGAUCAGGAACAAGACAAGGAUAUCCACUCUCAUCACUGCUGUUCAACAUAGAUUUGGAAGUCCUAGCCACAGCCAUCAGAGAAGAAAAAGAAAGAAAAGGAAUACAAAUUGGAGAAGAAGAAGUAAAACUGUCACUGUUUGCAGAUGACAUGGUACUAUACUUAGAGAAUCCUAAGGAUGCCACCAGAAAACUACUAGAGCUAAUCAACGAAUUUGGUAAAGUUGCAGGAUACAAAAUUAAUGCACAGAAAUCUCUUGCAUUCCUAUACACUAAUGAUGAAAAAUCUGAAACAGAAAUUAAGGAAACACUCCCAUUUACCACUGUAACAAAAAGAAUAAAAUAUCUAGGAAUAAACCUACGUAGGGAGACAAAAGUCCUGUAUGCAGAAAACUAUAAGACACUGAUGAAAGAAAUUAAAGAUGAUACAAACAGAUGGAGAGAUAUACCAUGUUCUUGGAUUGGAAGAAUCAAUAUUGUGAAAAUGACUAUGCUACCCAAAGCAAUCUACAGUUUCAGUGCAAUCCCUAUCAAAUUACCAAUGGCAUUUUUUACAGAACUAGAACAAAAAAUCUUAAAAUUUGUAUGGAGACACAAAAGACCCCGAAUAGCCAAAGCAGUCUUGAGGGGAAAAAAUGGAGCUGGAGGAAUCAGACUCCCUGACUUCAGACUAUACUACAAAGCUACAGUAAUGAAGACGAUAUGGUAUGGGCACAAAAACAGAAAUAGAUCAAUGGAACAAGAUAGAAAGCCCAGAGAUAAACCCACGCACUUAUGGUCAACUAAUCUAUGACAAAGGAGGCAAGGAUAUACAAUGGAGAAAAGACCGUCUCUUCAAUAAGUGAUGCUGGGAAAACUGGACAGAUACAUGUAAAAUAAUGAAAUUAGAAUACUCCCUAACACCAUACACAAAAAUAAAUAAAAUGAAUUCGAGACCUAAAUGUAAGACAGGACACUAUAGAACUCUUAGAGGAAAACAUAGGCAGAACACUCUUUGACAUAAAUCACAGCAAGAUAUUUUUUGAUCCACCUCCUGAAGUAAUGGAAAUAAAAACAGAAAUAAACAGAUGGGACCUAAUGAAACUUAAAAUCUUUUGCAAAGCAAAGGAAACUACAAACAACGAAAAGACAACCCUCAGAAUGGGAGAAAAUAUUUGCAAACAAAGCAAUGUACAAAGGAUUACCCUCCAAAAUAUAUAAACAGCUCAUGCAGCUCAAUAUUAAAAAAACAACCCAAUCCAAAAAUUGGCAGAAGACCUAAAUAGGCAUUUCUCCAAAGAAGACAUACAGAUGGUCAAGAAGCACAGGAAAAACUGCUCAACAUCACUAAUUAUUAGAGAAAUGCAAAUCAAAACUACAAUGAGGUAUCACCUCACACCAGUUAGAAUGGGCAUCAUGAGAAAAAUCUACAAAGAACAAAUGCUGGAGAGGGUGUGGAGAAAGGGGAACUCUCUUGCACUGUUGGUGGGAAUGUAAAGUGAUACAGCCACUAGGGAGAACAGUAUGGAGCUUCCUUAAAAAAAACUAAAAAUAGAAUUACCAUAUGACCCAGCAAUCCCAGUACUGGGUAUAUACCCAGAGAAAACCAUAAUUCAAAAAGACACAUGCACCCCAAAGUUCAUUGCAGCACUAUUUACAAUAGCCAGGUCAUGGAAGAAACCUAAAUGCCCAUCGAUAGACGAAUGGAUAAAGAUGAUGUGGUACAUAUAUACAAUGGAAUAUUACUCAGCCAUAAAAAGGAACGAAAUUGGGUCAUUUUUAGAGACAUGGACGAAUCUAGAAACUGUCAUAUAGAGUGAAGCCAGAAAGGAAAACAAAUAUCAUAUAUUAACACGUAAAUGUGGAACCUAGAAAAAUGGUACAGAUGAACCGGUUUGCAGGGCAGAAUUUGAGACACAGAUGUAGAGAAGAAACUUAUGGACACCAAGGAGGGAAUGAGGUGGGGCUGGGGGUGUGGUGGUGUGAUGAAUUGGGAGAUUGGGAUUGACAUAUAUAUAUACUAGUAUGUAUAAAAUGGAUAACUAAAGAACCUGCUGUAUAAAAAUAAAUAAAUGAAAUUCAAAAAUUCAAAUAAAUAAAUAAAAAUAAUGUUCUUGGA
Messenger RNA from Orcinus orca (killer whale), 3461 nucleotides. RefSeq names its product mitochondrial carrier 2 (gene MTCH2). Lineage: Eukaryota; Metazoa; Chordata; Mammalia; Artiodactyla; Delphinidae. The transcript is spliced from 4 exons. The record is from RefSeq and is a predicted model, not a curated record. The coding region runs from base 1113 to 2156 and encodes 347 amino acids. Gene Ontology annotation, biological process: positive regulation of apoptotic process. Gene Ontology annotation, cellular component: membrane; mitochondrion.